Messenger RNA from Ziziphus jujuba (common jujube), 2010 nucleotides. RefSeq names its product DEAD-box ATP-dependent RNA helicase 5. Gene Ontology annotation, cellular component: nucleolus. Bases 91 to 1725 code for a protein of 544 amino acids. Gene Ontology annotation, biological process: rRNA processing. The record is from RefSeq and is a predicted model, not a curated record. NCBI's taxonomy places the organism in Eukaryota, Viridiplantae, Streptophyta, Magnoliopsida, Rosales, Rhamnaceae. Gene Ontology annotation, molecular function: ATP binding; RNA binding; RNA helicase activity. The transcript is spliced from 13 exons.
CUCCAAAGUACUCGGCGCUGGUUUGCAUUUUUUUCUGCUUCCUUAAUUUAUAGCUCUGCUCACCACCGCCCACUCCAAGCUUCGUCGGCGAUGGGUCGGAAACUCAAAGACAACUCCUUUAACAGCGAACCAGCUGCCCAAGAAAUCCACAUUGACACCCAAAUCAAGUCCGAGAAGAAGAAGAAGAAAAAGAAGAAGAACAAGGACCACCCGAGUUCCCAACCUGAAGUCCAACACAGUCCCAAGAGAAAGCACGAAGAGAUUAUUGUACACGAGGACUCCAAUUCCAGAGAGAAAAAGAAGAACAAGCACGAUGAAUUGGAAGAGAAUGGUAAAGAGAGCGAAACCCAUGAAGGAAAAGAAGAGCUGAAGAUAGAUGGUGAAGAAGACAGGUCCGUUGAAGAAGAUGGCCUUGUGGUGGUAAGUGGGAAGGACGCAAAAGAAGCCAAGUACGCACCUUUGAAAUCCUUUGCCGAGUCCAAGCUUCCGAAUGAUGUUCUUCAGUGCUGCAAGAAUUUUGACAGCCCUUCUCUGAUUCAGUCCCGGGCAUGGCCUUUUUUAUUGGACGGUCGUGAUUUUAUCGGGAUUGCGGCAACUGGGUCAGGUAAGACUUUGGCUUUUGGGGUACCGGCAAUAAUGCAUGUUUUGAAGAAGAGGAAGGGAAAGUUUUCAAAGGGGCGUAAUCCACUUUGCCUUGUACUCUCACCUACUAGGGAGCUAGCUCAACAAAUUUCAGAUGUUCUGUCUGAUGCUGGGAAGCCUUGUGGUGUGGAAUCGGUCUGCUUGUAUGGAGGAACAUCCAAAGGACCUCAAAUAUCUUCUCUGAAGUCUGGUGUGGACAUUGUCAUUGGGACUCCUGGUCGUUUAAAGGAUCUGAUUGAUAUAGGUGUGUGCUGCCUUAAGGAGGUCACUUUUGGGGUCCUUGAUGAAGCAGAUCGAAUGCUUGACAUGGGAUUUGAACCAGAAGUUCGUUAUAUAUUAGGUCAAACAUAUUCAGCUCGCCAAAUGGUGAUGUUCAGUGCUACGUGGCCUUUGUCAGUUCAUCGAUUAGCUCAGGAGUUUAUGGAUCCUAACCCAGUUAAGGUUGUCAUAGGUUCAGAAGAUUUAGCUGCCAAUCAUGAUGUUAUGCAAAUAGUUGAGGUCUUGGAUGAGCGUUCUCGUGAUGUACGUUUGAUUGCAUUGUUAGAAAAGUACCACAAAUCUCAAAGGAACAGAGUCUUGGUUUUUGUCUUGUACAAGGCGGAAGCUCCACGGAUUGAAAAUUUGCUGCAAAAGGGGGGUUGGAAGGCUGUAUCAAUCCAUGGUAACAAACCACAACAUGAACGUACAAAAGCAUUAUCAUUAUUCAAGACAGGAAGCUGUCCUUUGAUGAUAGCUACUGAUGUGGCUGCUCGAGGAUUGGAUAUUCCAGAUGUUGAAGUAGUUAUCAACUAUAGUUUUCCUCUUACCACAGAGGAUUAUGUCCACAGAAUAGGGCGGACUGGACGGGCUGGCAAGAAAGGUGUUGCUCAUACAUUUUUCACACCACAGAACAAGGGACUUGCUGGAGAGCUGGUGAAUGUUCUUAGAGAAGCUGCGCAAAUAGUGCCAGAUGCCCUAUUGAAGUUUGGCACUCAUGUAAAGAAAAAGGAGUCAAAGCUUUAUGGGGCUCACUUUAAGGAAAUUACUGCAGAUGCUCCCAAGUCCAAAAAGAUCACAUUUGACAGUUCUGAUGAUGAAAACUGACCUAAACUUAUUGGUUCUAAUCUACGAGUACCAAAAAGAAAAUAUGGAAUGUGAGUUUGGAACUAGCAUAUUUACAAUUUACAAUUUAUUAUUUUUUUGUUUUGUAUUUUUUGUUUUUUGUUUUUUGUUUUUUUGGUGUAAAAUAUUUUUUGUUUUGUAUUUCGUUUUGUUUUUGCAUGUUUGUUUAAUGAUACAUUUGAUUAUAGCUUCUACAAGGCCCUGGAAUCUUGUAUUACUUCACAUAAUAAUUUAAAGUAUCAUAAAGCAAUUUUGAGCAACAUAGAA